Papaver somniferum (opium poppy) is the source of this 951-nucleotide messenger RNA. RefSeq lists its product as uncharacterized. NCBI's taxonomy places the organism in Eukaryota, Viridiplantae, Streptophyta, Magnoliopsida, Ranunculales, Papaveraceae. The record is from RefSeq and is a predicted model, not a curated record. Bases 1 to 951 code for a protein of 316 amino acids. The transcript is spliced from 4 exons.
AUGUCACUCUUUAAGAAGACUUAUGGGUCCAAUAUUAAGUAUCACCAUGCCCGUAGAGGAAAAGAAGCUGUAUUUGAAGAUCAAUAUGGUGACGACGAGAAGUCUUAUAGUGAUUUAAAUUGGUAUGUGAAAGCCAUUGAGCAAACUAAUCCUGAUAGCUUUGUGAAAAUUGAAGUUGAUGAAGAAACUGGAAGAUUUAAGCGGAUUUUCAUCUGUUUCGGUGCUUGCAAGCAUAGCUAUAGGUAUCUCAGGCCCAUGAUUUACUUGGACGCUACUUUCCUCAUUGGUAGAUUCAGGGGUACUUUGAUGGCUGCAACAUGUGUCAAUGGAAAUGAUGGUUUUUACCCAUAUGCCUUUGCUAUUGUUUUAUCUAAAAACAAAGACAAUUGGUUUUGGUUUCUGGAUAAUCUUCAACAAGUGGUCGAUGAUCGUCCGAUUGUUUUCCUUAGUGAUCGUCACGAAGGACUUCUGCAGGGCAUUCCAAGAGCAUUUCCUGGUUCAUAUCAAGCUAUUGCUUUUACCACAUCAAGUGCAAUCUCCCUAUUGACCAUUCCAAAGGAGAAACGGGAAAAUGCAUUUUUCCCUGUAUGCAGAUAUGCUGCUCACUCUUCAUCUAUUGCAGAGUCAUUCAAUAACUGGAUUCUUGAGUUCAAAAAGCUGCAUGCUUUUUCUCUUCUCGAUGCGAUACAUUUGAAGGUUAUGCAGAUGAAUUCUAAGAGAAGGGUAGAAGGUCUUGAAAAUUUUAACACUAGGCUCACUCCCGUAUACGAGGAUUUACUAAACGAGAACAUCAACAUUGGUCGUACUUGGACUGUUGUUGAGUCUAUGGAAAGAUUGUAUGAAGUCAGGUCUCCCCGCACUCAUUCUGUAGAUCUGUUGGAGAGAACUUAUUUUCUACUCUGUCAGAAACUGUGCACAAUCAUGUACACCUUAAUAUUUCCUAACCUGUAA